GAUGCCUCUUGUUUUGCAGUUUUUUUACUCCUCGCAAUCGCAUUACACAUAUAAUAGUACAUACAUAUAAUAGAAGAUAAUCUACAUGGUAGUUUAGACCUCCACCGCAACGACCAACGACGACGAGAAAAAUGAAGGUGAAGCCUAAGAUGGCCACUAAAGUCCUCCAUUCGAGGACCGGAGCGAAUGUUGUGGUGAAUAGAGCAGGAGGGGCUACCGCCACUCGUCCUGCACAAACAAUGGGCAUUUGGUCUGAUGAAGAAGAGGAGGAAGAAGAGAGCGAUGAAGAUGACAUGAUGGGCGUAAAGGACCUGGAAGCUGACGACCUUGGGCUUCCCAAACCGACUUCACUUGGUUUUAGUGACGUCGCAGGAACCCCAUCAACAGCCAGAGGCAGUCCAAAGGCCUUCACUUCUAGGAAAAGUAGUGAAGUAGAUACUUCAGGCUCUAGUGAAGAAGAAGAGGAAGAUGAACAUGAUGCUGGUGAAGGCAAAGGUUGCACUGGGACAACUGGCACAGUAGAGCAGUCGUCCGAAGACGUGAACAUGGAGGAUGCUGAGCCCAAAGACGAUGCGGGAACCGAUGGAGCUGCAUCAAACGGAGAUGCGCGGCGGAGUCAAGGACAAGCAGCUAUUGCAGAUGUUGCCGGACCUUCUGGAGCCUCUUCUGCAAACCUUGCCGCAGAUGACGACCCCAUCGUCGCACGUGUCCCAGUAAAGAUUUCUCAUUUUGCCGACGCUCAGGGAUUCUACGCGGAUUUUUACUGCGUCAAAUACCCGACUCGUCCUUUGUAUCGCCCUUAUGGCGAAAGAGAACAAUUAGUGUCCGUAGAUAUGCAGAAACACAAAAAGUGCGCCAGAUUCUCGUACUCUCUUGGUAAUAGUACUGGUGCAGAAGGUGGAAAUCAACUAGACCACUUUGGACGAGGCGCUUCUUCUUCUUCAGCUUCAGAACAUCGGAACUCGGAUUCCAAAUACUCCAAGUUGCAGAGUCUGAAACUUCUAGGGAACAGAGUCGAGCCCCACAGCGGUAGUACGCUGUUUGCAGGUGCGAUCCGGAACGGUGUGUUUCAUCUAACACCUUGUACUGGUGGCGUUCUGCAGAUGAGGCCAGACUUGUCACAUGUGAAUACGGGAGUGAUCUCUCUCGAAGAAAAACUAGGUGCAAUGGAGUUGUCCAUGGAAGACAAGUCGCUUUUGGGUGCUCCUAGUGGUAAGAAAGGUGCUGGAGUGAGCAGCGGCACAUCUUGUUCUGCUUCAUCCUCUAUGAUGAACAGCUCAUCUGGUGCGAAAUCUUCAGCCGCGGCAGCCGGCUCCAGUCUCCCAGGAAGUAGCUCUGGUGGUAGUCGCGCAGUCGGUAGUGGUGGAGGCACCAGUGGAGAUGCUAAGACCGAUCCCUGGGUAGCUCAGAGUCUGUUUGUCCAUGGCUCAGAAGAGGCUU
Amoebophrya sp. A25 is the source of this 1440-nucleotide messenger RNA. Lineage: Eukaryota; Dinophyceae; Syndiniales; Amoebophryaceae. The record is from the annotation of a GenBank genome assembly.